ACCAGGUUUUACGGGACAGUCACCGACACCUCCAUGUGGGCGUGACCUGACCGACCGGCUUGCUUCCAUAACAGCCACUAGCAACCACCAAACCAUCGGGUCAGUCAACACUGAGUGCAAGUCAUCCUGACUACAUCAUUUUAUAGCAGUUGUGGGGGGCUGUACACUAUUGUUAGAGUUACAGUAGCAGUUGGUGUCAGGGUGAACGCAUACUUCGUCGUAGCAGACACCGAUUAGCAACUUGUUAGCUCGCUACCGAGAACCACAUGGAUCCUCAAAUCACCAACAGGAGCAGUGAGGCGAAGAUGUUGUUGACCCACGCCAAGACUCUCAGGCUGCACACCGGAAAUCUAGUCAACCGAAGUCGUCUGAAAAAGAAAUGUCCGUGCUCUCCCAGCGAAGAGCUUCAAGAUUGCAUUCAAGACACACUGAGUGAUUGGCUUUCUGCAACAAAACCGCCAUCCAAGGACUUCCUGGACACACUGGACUGCUCCAUUCCCCAGGCAACAGAUGCUAUUACGCCUGAAGAGAGGGAGGAACUGAGGGUUACAGUCAAGCUAUUCCUGUGCGAGUCGGUUCAAUCCUCUAUCAGAGAUGCCGUGGAGAUGGUCUGCCAGACGCUGGCAGUGUCCCAGCUUGACUCUGUUAUCAUAGCGCCACCUUGGCCGCUGGAGGGUGACAGCCAAAGUUUGGCUCACCUACAGCCAGCUUGGGAGGAGCUGGAGUCUCUGGUCAGGAGCCAGCAGAUUGCUGCCAUUGGCACCUCUGACCUGGACAAAGAUCUGCUGGAACAGCUCUACAACUGGGCUCAGGUGAAGCCCAGCAGUAACCAGGUCAACCUGGCCUCCUGCUGUGUGAUGCCUCCUGACCUGACAGCCUUCGCUAAGGAGUUUGACAUCCAGCUGCUCACACACAACGAUCCCAAAGAGCUGAUGUCUGCAGCCACAUUCCAGGAGGCGGUGCAGGAAGGAACGCAGGACCUGAGCAUUGCUGACUGGAGGCUGGAGUGGGUCCUGCGUUACUCCAUAAUUGUUAAGAGCAGGGGCAUUAUCAAGGCUAAGGGCUACCUGGUCAGUGCAAGGAAGGCAAUCCCCUAACACACCCUGCUAGUGAAGAAGAUGCAUGGAUGAAGCCAUUUUCCUCCUUUUGAUUGACAUACAUACAACCUGCAAAGUAACAGCUCUGAAUAAUGGAUGCUGCCAUCAACCAUGAGUCUUGAAGUCAUUGUUUUAUCCCACAGAUAAUCCUGAUCAUGUAUGAUUUUAUUCAGUUUAACUGAUGCAUCUACUCAUAACCCUCGUCUCAGUGAGAGAAAAUCGAAAAUGAACAUGCAAGAUCAACUCCAGAGUCCGUUUUGAGAACAUACUGUGAAAGUGAGAGUUUCACAGACGACCAGUACAUUGACAGAUCAGCCAUUACACAGUAGAGGCUGCUUUAAUGCUGGAAAGUGUUGCUAAACUUUGAUCCAAGGUGAGGGUUUCUCAACCUUGUUCUGACUUAAAGUGCCUCAUCUUUUUCGUUUUCUGUUUUCUGCGUUGUCGGUGUGAAUCAAGCUUUAAAUUGAUCAGUCUGAAUAAAAGAUUACAAGUAGGUAAAGCAAGAGAUAGAGAUUUGUUUUUUUAGUACAGAAUGAUUCCAAACAUUUUGAAAGGGUAAAUGGGGGGAAAAAAGUGAUUUUAUUCAUGCAUUGAAUUUUUCCUGCUGUAUAUAACAUCGUUUGCAUUCCUCAAUUUUGAAAAAUGAUGCGCUAAUCCAAAUCAAACUACAUAAGAGAUGUUUAUUUUAUGAUGCUGAUUGACUUUAACUGCUAAAGCAGGCAACUAUGUGAGUAUAUAUAACUUUAUUUUAUCAUGCUUUUUUUUUUUUCUAACCAUGUCACUGUGUUUGAUGAUGCAUUGAAAUGUUUACCCACUCUGUGCUCAUGAGAUUAACUUGAGGAUUGAGAGUACAGCAGUAUUUUGAGAUUGACAUGCAUAGCAGGCUUAUGUCCUCUAUAUGCAUUGUUACAGCACUGGAAACUCGGCGUCAAUGAGAUGUUAAAAUUAGUUAACUCUUAGGAAGUUUUUAUUUAAGAAUCAUGGUUGUUUUUCCAGACAGGAUCCAUUUAAUCUCAUGAAGGCGAGUUAUCUGUUGUACUGUAAACAUAUUUAAUGUUGUCAUUUAUCUGUAUAUCAUGAAUUGGCUUUAUUAAAAUUAUAAAACAGAUGUUUGUUCGGUCAA
This is a messenger RNA of Perca fluviatilis (European perch), 2220 nucleotides long. It is a transcript of the gene gclm, whose product is annotated as glutamate-cysteine ligase, modifier subunit. Bases 267 to 1097 code for a protein of 276 amino acids. Gene Ontology annotation, cellular component: glutamate-cysteine ligase complex. Gene Ontology annotation, biological process: glutathione biosynthetic process. NCBI's taxonomy places the organism in Eukaryota, Metazoa, Chordata, Actinopteri, Perciformes, Percidae. Gene Ontology annotation, molecular function: enzyme regulator activity; glutamate-cysteine ligase catalytic subunit binding. The transcript is spliced from 7 exons. The record is from RefSeq and is a predicted model, not a curated record.